Messenger RNA from Osmia lignaria (orchard mason bee), 2608 nucleotides. RefSeq names its product T-box transcription factor TBX6. Gene Ontology annotation, molecular function: RNA polymerase II cis-regulatory region sequence-specific DNA binding; DNA-binding transcription factor activity, RNA polymerase II-specific. Gene Ontology annotation, biological process: positive regulation of DNA-templated transcription; cell fate specification; regulation of transcription by RNA polymerase II. Gene Ontology annotation, cellular component: chromatin; nucleus. The record is from RefSeq and is a predicted model, not a curated record. NCBI's taxonomy places the organism in Eukaryota, Metazoa, Arthropoda, Insecta, Hymenoptera, Megachilidae.
UCCGUUUAUCACUUGCAUCAGGAUGCAAGUGCAUCACGCGUGUUUCGAUUGUCUACUCAUAGGGAAGUUAGAAUUGCAUCGACCAAUAGGAUCAGCGUGGGCGCGGCGCUAGAGAGGUGGGGAGAGAGCAUCAGCCAAUAGGGGAGUUAGCCGUUGAGUGCAGCGAUGGAUCGUUGCAACGGAGUGUCGUCUUUGCAAUUCCGAAACGCAUCCUCAGUCGUCAUUAGGCUUUAAUGCGGACAGCGUCAAACGUGGCAAGUUUUCUUCCGUAUUUCUGUGCACGUUUCAGCAAAAUUAGUUAAGUGAUAUAUAGAGUGCCUUUUUUGGAAGAUGAAUUCGAUUAUGGCGAUGCCCACAGAAUUGCAAUUGCAACUGCAUCAACAGAUGCUCUUCCGGCAACAACAACUCGUUCUUCGCAGACACAGACCAGAAGAUAUACCGCAUCCAAAUGCAUGGCCCAUACCACGCUUUGGUGGAGGACCUCCUCUGCCUCCCGAAGUAAAGGUUGAAUUAGAAAAUCGAGAAUUGUGGCAACAGUUCCAUGCGGAGACCACGGAAAUGGUAAUCACGAAGGUGGGCCGACGGAUGUUCCCGUCGAUUCAGCUGACUAUCACAGGAUUAGAGCGUCGUGCUCGUUAUUGCGUCCUCAUUGAAGUGGAGCCGGCGUCGAAUCGUCGACACAAGUAUGUUGGUGGCGGUGUCGAGAAAGCCUGUGGGAACGCAAGAGGAUGGACAUCAGCUGGUCCAGCCGAACCUCAACCACGAAUUGAUCGAAGGAUUUACCUGCAUCCGGAAAGCCCUGCCACCGGUGCACACUGGAUGCAACAUCCUCUUAGUUUCCAUAAACUCAAGUUGACUAACAAUGCUGUGGAUCCUAGAACUAACGUGGUCCUUACAUCAAUGCACAAAUACAUUCCUCGAAUUUGGAUCAUUCGUUGUGAUGAUGUGACCAGAUUGAGUGAUUUGUACACCCAUCCGUCUUCUUCCUUCCAAUUCAACGAAACGGAAUUUAUUGCAGUGACUGCUUAUCAGAACGAGAAUAUCACGAAACUGAAGAUCAAUAAUAAUCCAUUUGCGAAAGGUUUCCGGGAAACGGGUCAGUCGCGAUGCAAGAGAAAAUUUCAGCAAACAGAUGGUGAAGGAACAAGCCGUAUCGAUGAAGAAGAUGGAAAUAUGUCAUCAGAAUCUGAAUCGAAUAGGUCAUCGCAUUUGGACGUUGUUGCACAGAGACCAAAAACAGCAUCUAGUGAGACAGGAAGUUUAGACGAUAGUGGUGUCAGUAGUUGUGGAGGUAUCAGUCCACCCUUACCUUCAAUUCAUCAGAAUUCACCCUCCAGGGAUGUUGAUCGUGAUACACAGCCAAGAUUACACAGGCCAUGGGUUGAUUCGUCUUCAGAAUUUUCAUCUUCCUCGAUGGCCUCUUCUUCGACGAGUUUAUCGUCACCUUACAGUGAUUUGAAUUCGUAUUACUUUCGCUUUCUUCAUCCCUCCAUCGCGAUGCAAUCAGAUUUUAUGAGGUUGCAAUAUCAAUCAAUAGUGAAUUCGAAGUAUCAAUGGGAAUGAUUGUUGAGCAUGAUAAUGACAAUAUAGGGGAAGGACCAUAAAUGAGACCAUUACAGGAAUGACCAAAGAUUCUCUGCAUUUACAAACAACGAGAUUAGAUUAAGUUAUACCUUCAAUUGAACUCUCUACGAUAUAUUGAAGGCUCGUUCGAAAAUAUUUAAAAGGAAAAAAAGAUUGCUAUUUUGGAAAGAAUUUACACUUCUGGUAGGUGUAUAGGUUGUUUAGAUAAAUAUCAUCUUAUGGAGUGUUUAUAUUUGAAUAUAUAACUGUGAAUAGUGAAUGGAAUACUAAUAAAACUCCGUUGUAAUUACUUUUAUUUAGAUUGUUGAUAUAGGACCAAAGAUAUGUAUUCCAAAUGAUCAAAGCUAUCCUUAUUUCUUAUGUUUCAAUAGUAUCAAUGAUAUUCUUGUUCUAUUAUUAUUUUUCCGUAGUUGAAUUCUUUUAGUUUUAAGAAAUUUCGUGAUAAGAUACGAAAUAAUGAUCGAAAAUUAAUAAUUAAGAAAGAGGUUUGAAUGAAAGCAAGUGCCUAAUACCGUAAAUAUUAUUCGUGUGAAUGUAAAUAAGUACAAUUUAGUGCCUUAUAAAAGGAACCGAUUAAUGAACAACCAUGUAAUUAUAAUUAAUGUAAGUAUCAUUGUUAUUAAGGGUUCCUUAUCGUGCUCCAAAUAUAAAGGAUAUACAGAAAUAGUCUGACAGUAUUAUAAACGCUAUAAUAUGAAUGAUGUAAUUGUAAACAUGUAUUUUUGUAUAUUAUAUACAUCUGUUUUUAUUGAUAAAUUUACACACUCUGAUCUUAACUCUCGAACGACGAAGCUGCGUUAAUUGUGAUCCAAAUUUCCAAAACAACAGGGGUAUCAGUUUUUAAACGAAUGUGUUUCAUACGCCGAAAAAAAUAAUAUUUAAAGACAGUGUAAAAUGUAAAAUAUGAAAUUAAAAUGAAAACCUAAAUUGCUUGUGCGAUCCGCCGUCAAAGGGUUAAUACACCAAAAUAUUAUUACCAACUGUACCGUUACUUAAGAUACAUAGUUUAAGGAAAUUUUUCUAC